AUGCAUCUCAGUACCGCCCUCUUUUCUGCUAUCGCGCUCCUUGCUGCCACCCAGGUUAUUGGAGCUUCUGUCGAGGUUCCGCGCGAUGUAGCCGCUAUUCAAAUUGCUACGUCCCCUUACUACGCUUGCAACUGUCCCAAUAACUGCAAGCACAAGAAGGGCUCCGGUUGCAAGUACCAUAGCGGUCCUAGCGACAAAUCAAAGGUUAUCUCUGGCAAAUGCGAGUGGCAGGGCGGCCAGUUGAAUUGCAUUGCUACUUAG
Messenger RNA from Aspergillus fischeri NRRL 181, 261 nucleotides. RefSeq lists its product as uncharacterized. The transcript has 3 exons. The coding region runs from base 1 to 261 and encodes 86 amino acids. The record is from RefSeq and is a predicted model, not a curated record. Lineage: Eukaryota; Fungi; Ascomycota; Eurotiomycetes; Eurotiales; Aspergillaceae.